Messenger RNA from Rhodotorula toruloides NP11, 1155 nucleotides. Its product is annotated as peroxisomal biogenesis factor 10. The transcript is spliced from 8 exons. Lineage: Eukaryota; Fungi; Basidiomycota; Microbotryomycetes; Sporidiobolales; Sporidiobolaceae. Gene Ontology annotation, molecular function: zinc ion binding. The record is from RefSeq and is a predicted model, not a curated record. The coding region runs from base 1 to 1155 and encodes 384 amino acids. Gene Ontology annotation, cellular component: peroxisomal membrane. Gene Ontology annotation, biological process: protein import into peroxisome matrix.
AUGCCAGACUCGCCAGCGCCAGCAACACAGCAGCCGACACAGCCUGAAGGACCCGUGCGGCCUGCCCCUGCCGCCGUCGCCGCUCGCGCAAGAGCCGAGGCGCUCCACCAGCAACCCGCCCGCGUCCCGUUCUUUGCCAGCGCUGCGCAGCCAGAGAUUGUCCGGGCGAACCAGAAGGACCUGUACUAUCUCUCGCAACUGUCAGAGCGGAUUGAGGAUGUCGCGCGGUCUUUCUUGGGUACCCGGUGGUUGCAGACGUGGAGCAAGGAGUUGCAGCAUGGGAGUCGGCUCGCAUACUUUGGCUUGACGACGCUGCUGGGCUCGCAAACGCUCGGCGAAGAGUAUUGCGACAUCAUGCAGUACCAGAACAAGGACCGAAGACCGCCGACUCUCCCGCGGAGAGCAGCCCUCGUCGCCCUUCACGUCCUCUUCCCCUACAUCCUCGGCCGAACAUACGCCAACCUCCGCCGUUCCCUCGUCCACCGUCACGAAGCGACACAAACCUCUCAGGCGGAGAUCGACUCGCUCUUCCCCUCCUCACCUCCUCCUCCAGCGAAAAUGGGCGUCGUCGAGCGAUGGGUCGACUGGCUUGCGUCGAUCGCGAAGGACCUGCCUUCGUUCGAGACUUUGACGGAGGACUACCUGCGGAGCGUGCAUCUCGCCAUCUUCUACUUGCUCGGGCGCUACUACAGCCUGAGCAAGCGGGCGACCGGCAUUCGCUUCAUCUCGAUGCAAGGCCGACGAGCCAAGGCGCUUUCAGGCUCGCAAAACUCGCCUGCCCCCUCAUCCUAUGAAGUCCUCGGCGUUCUCAUGGGCGUCCAGCUCGUCGUGCGCGGCUUGCUCGCAAUCCGGCGACACCGCGCCGCCGCCGCUCUCGCCGACCCAAACGCGCUCGAGAAGGAGAAGGAGCAGGAGCGACAACGGCGGAAGAAGCGGUUUCUGAUUGAUGGGAGACCACUGGCGACUGUUGUGUUUGACCCAGACGACCCGGAGCAGGCGGCGCCUUACCCGGACGAGGAGGACAACGAGCGGCGGUGCACGCUGUGUCUGGUCUGCUGGGAGUGUGUGGUUGGCUGGGCGCGGGAGAAGGCCGAAUGCCCGCUUUGUCGACAAGGGAUCUCGCUGUCAAAGCUGCUUCCUCUGCGGAAUAUGUGA